Molecule: messenger RNA, 588 nt
Organism: Brassica napus (rape)
Lineage: Eukaryota; Viridiplantae; Streptophyta; Magnoliopsida; Brassicales; Brassicaceae
Product: secreted RxLR effector protein 78-like
Exons: 2
Coding region: 1-588 (195 amino acids)
Source: RefSeq, a predicted model, not a curated record
AUGCUCAAAAGGUUCAAUGCCACCGCCAUCGCGCUUCUACCUAAGGUCACAGGUGCAGACAGGAUGUCACAGUUCCGACCUAUCUCCCUUUGCUCCACUGUUUAUAAGGUCAUCGCUAGAAUCAUUAAGAAUCGCUUAAGGCGUAUUAUUCCCGACGCCGUUCAACUUAAUCAGGCAGGGUUUGUUCAAGGUAGGCUAUUGUGCGAGAAUGUGCUUCUAGCCUCAGAGUUAGUGACUGCCUUUGACAAACCAGCUGAUACCACUCGGGGUUGCUUGAAAGUGGAUCUAUCAAAGGCGUACGAUAACGUGCAUUGGGGUUUCCUAGAUAACGUGCUCCAGGCUAUGGAACUUCCUCACAUUUUCAGAGAAUGGAUCAAGGAAUGUGUUAUGACGACAUCUUUUAGCAUCUCAAUCAAUGGUGAAUUGGCAGGGUAUUUCAGCGGUAAGAAAGGAUUAAGGCAAGGCGAUCCUAUCUCUUCGCUUCUGUUUGUACUUAUAAUGGAUGUACUUUCCAGACUGCUAGACAAAGGAGCAGUGGAGAGCACCUUUGGUCUUCAUCCCUCGUGUCAGGCUCCAUUGAAUCUCUGA